Heterobasidion irregulare TC 32-1 is the source of this 450-nucleotide messenger RNA. RefSeq lists its product as uncharacterized. Lineage: Eukaryota; Fungi; Basidiomycota; Agaricomycetes; Russulales; Bondarzewiaceae. Bases 1 to 450 code for a protein of 149 amino acids. The transcript has a single exon. The record is from RefSeq and is a predicted model, not a curated record.
AUGCGAGUGACUGCUCGCAAGACUUGGGAGUCAGUGAGAGAUCACUUCCAAGAGGAUGCUGUCCGUCCUGCAGCGACCAAAAUCAUGAUAUCCUGUGUCCGCGAUAUUGGAGGGGCCACAUUCGAUUGGCCACCACUGCUGAUCGAAAAGACACACUCCGUCACAUGUUACGAAAUGCUCAGUUCCAUCUGGGAAUAUUUCCAACAGCGCUUCUCUGAUGUCGAGAUCGAGCACAUGGAGCGGCAGUAUCCUGGAAUCAAGAGGAUGAUGUCGGAUAGCUGCCAUCGGAGAUGCAUGCGUACCCCAGGGCUUGCCGAAUUUGAGCGACGGCAGGGAUUAAAGCGAAUUGACUAUCUCGACAUACGAACCAUGUUCAAGGGAUUGUCGGUGUCCGUAGGCUUGGAUGGUACUUGGGUACUUCAUUUGCAUCUUUACGGCCGACACAAUUGA